GUGCUGCACCCGGCAAGUUAGCAGGAAGUUCCAGAAGAGACUAAUCUGGGACCAGAAUUUAAGGUUUUUGUUUUUGUUUUGUUUUUUUUGGUGGCGGAGAAUCGACCAAAAUGACACAGAGUCAUUUGUCAGGCGUCGAGACAUCUGCUGUGUCCGUCCUCAAGCGGGCGGUGGAACUGGACCAGAGCUGCCGCUUCCAGGCGUCUCUGGUCUGCUACCAGGAGGGAAUCCAGCUGCUGAUGGACGUCCUGAAAGGGGUCAAAGAUGACUCCAAGAAAGAGCACUACAGAUCGAAGAUCAAAGGCUACAUGGACAGAGCGGAGCAGAUCAAAGCUCAUGUCAACCGGAUGAAAGAAGAGGGCAAGUACCACGAGCAGAUCAGAAUAUCCGACGAUGCUACAGGCUACAGCUACGAGAAUCUGUUCCGGCCGUACAUCAGCGACGAGCUGACAGAGGUUUGGGUGGAAGACGCGUAUAUACGGCACAUCCACCAGUUGUACAACUUCCUGCGUUUCUGUGAGAUGCUGCUAAAAGCUUCCUGUGGACUGAAAAGGAUCCACCUCCUGACGUCACAGGAUGAAGCAGACAGCGGGCGACAGAGUAGUGCUCUGACCGAGCUCAAGGACAGUCUCAGUGAACGGGGCGUGGAUCUGGAGCUGCAGUUCUCUUCCAGCCUUCAUGACAGAGAGAUCAGGUUUGAUAAUGGUUGGAUCAUCAAGAUAGGAAGAGGACUUGAUUACUUUAAGAAACCAAAGGGCCAGUUCUCCAUUGGAUAUUGUGACUAUCACUUCAGGCAUUGCCACGAGACAACUGUAGAUAUUUUUCACUCCAAACACACAAAAAUAUUAUGAAAUACACAUUUUUUUCCCUCAUUUUAAAACAAAUAUCUGUCAUUUUCUUGGAUGUGCCUUCAGAUGCAACAGCACUGUUAGAAAUAUAAUAACUGUGAAUAGUUUUUGCUGUACAGCUGAAUUUUUUACACACACACACACACACAGGUCCAUAAUUAUUUGGACAGUUGCGCACCUUUCUAUCAAAAAUUAACUUGUACCUGUCAUGGUGCUGUGCAGCAGAGAAGGAUUUAAAUACAAGAACACAUCUAGGCUCUAAUGUUUCAUGUUUCUUCAGGCAAACCUUAGCUGAAAUUUUUCAUGUCUUUCUUGAAAGAAAGUCCUUCUCUGGUCCACUCCACCAGGAAGCGAUGCAGCUGACAGAAGUUGUGCUGUGCGCGGUUUCUCCAGUCACAGAAGCCUGCAACUACUUGCGAGUUGUUUUGGUGACUUCCCUCACUACUCUCCUUCUUGCACGAUCACUCAGCUUUUAAAAACUGCAUGCUCCAGAUAGAUUUACCAUUCAGUAUGAUUGUGUUUGUAUGACUUAAUGACUGAGUCAUAGAAAUAUUCAGAGACUUGGAAAUGUUCAUGUGUCCAUCUCCCGAUGUGUAGCGAGAAAUCUGGCUGUAAAAUUGAUGAUGUGUAUUAAAACAAUCCUUAUAUUUAGUUUCUCCAGUUACUUAUGGCCUCUGAAAAUGGAGGGAUGGUGUA
Molecule: messenger RNA, 1544 nt
Organism: Thalassophryne amazonica
Lineage: Eukaryota; Metazoa; Chordata; Actinopteri; Batrachoidiformes; Batrachoididae
Gene: mitd1
Product: MIT, microtubule interacting and transport, domain containing 1
Exons: 7
Coding region: 111-851 (246 amino acids)
Biological process (GO): midbody abscission
Cellular component (GO): midbody
Source: RefSeq, a predicted model, not a curated record